Chiloscyllium plagiosum (whitespotted bambooshark) is the source of this 933-nucleotide messenger RNA. The record is from RefSeq and is a predicted model, not a curated record. Lineage: Eukaryota; Metazoa; Chordata; Chondrichthyes; Orectolobiformes; Hemiscylliidae.
AUGGCCAGCCCCAUUAAUACUCAUCCAGCUCUUCACCAUAGCCAGCUCCAUCAAUCAUCAUCAAGCUCUUCACCACACCCAGCUCCAUCAAUCAUCAUUCCAGCUCUUCACCACAGCCAGCUCCAUCAAUCAUCAUCAAGCUCUUCACCACAACCAGCUCCAUCAAUCAUCAUCCAGCUCUUCACCACAGCCAGCUUCAUCAAUCAUCAUUCCAGCACUUCACCACAGCCAGCUCCAUCAAUCAUAAUCCAGCUCUUCACCAUAGCCAGCUUCAUCAAUUGUCAUCCAGCUCUUCACCAUAGCCAGCUCCAUCAAUCGUCAUCCAGCUCUUCACCACAGCCAGCUCCAUCAAUCAUCAUCCAGCUGUUCACCAUAGCCAGCUCCAUCAAUCAUCAUCCAGCUCUUCACCACAGCCAGCUUCAUCAAUCAUCAUUCCAGCUCGUCACCACAGCCAGCUCCAUCAAUCAUCAUCCAGCUCUGCACCAUAGCCAGCUCCAUCAAUCAUCAUCCAGCUCUUCACCACAGACAGCUUCAUCAAACAUCAUUCCAGCUCUUCACCACAGCCAGCUCCAUCAAUCAUCAUCCAUCUCUUCACCACAGCCAGCUCCAUCAAUCAUCAUCCAGCUCUUCAUCAUAGCCAGCUCCAUUAUUCAUCAUCCAGCUGUUCACCACAACCAGCUCCAUCAAUCAUCAUCCAGCUCUUCACCACAACCAGCUUCAUCAAUCAUCAUCCAGCUCUUCAUCAUAGCCAGCUCCAUUAUUCAUCAUCCAGCUCUUCACCACAGCCAGCUCCAUCAAUCAUCAUCCAGCUCUUCACCACAACCAGCUUCAUCAAUCACCAUCCAGCUCUUCAUCAGAGCCAGCUUCAUCAAUCGUCAUCCAGCUCUUCACCACAGCCAGCUCCAUCAAUCAUCAUCCAGCUCUGCACCAUAA